AUGGCGCUACUCCAAACAUCCCUGAUCUGGAUCGUAUAUGCUGUCGUCAUAGCUAUCUUGCUCGCGGUGGCAUCGGUAUUCAUUUACGUUUAUCAAACCCCGCGUGACCGUUCAACCUCUGUAACUCUGACGUGCAUAAUCGCCAUUACCUGUCUCCUGGCCACGGUUCUUCUGCUUCCGGUGGAUGUCGCACUGGUAUCGUCGACUACUUCUUCCAAGUUGGGCCGACGGAAAGACUGGGCCACCCAGGAUGCCGUCGACAAUAUCACCUAUUCUCUCACCAUCGUCUAUUACUUUCUGUACUCUCUGGAUUCAUUGCUAUGUCUGCUGGUCAUCCCCUUCACGUAUUUCUGGUACGAAGAAUACGAUGAGGUGGCCGUCGAGGCAGGCGAACAGACACUGGGGCAGCGCUUCUGGGGCGCUCUCAAAUAUACUCUCUCGUUCGUUGCCAUCGUGAUCAUACUUUUCCUUGUCGGAUUCCUCAUACCCAUCUCCAAUAACAAAAGGGAUAUGGAUUUGGAUUACUUCAAGCACUUGUUGACUGAAAAUCAUGGCGAGCGCGCACUGACAUUUGCUCUCGGGCUUCUGAUGACGCUGGGACUAUGCCUGUACGUCCUGUACACUUCGUCGGGGCUUGCUCUGUUUCCUAUUGGUCUUAUCAAGACAGCUCCUUCUAUUUCCAGCCCCACGUUGCGAGCAAGCACUGCUCACCAGCUUGAGACCAACCAAGAACGGCAGAGACAGCUUGAAGGUCGCUGUGGAGGCAAUACCGAGCUUCUUUCUUCGAAAGAACGCAGGGAGUUUGACACUCUUAUUCGUGAAGAAAGGACACUGAUUAGGCGACAACGUCUCGUUGAAGAAGCGCAAGGUGAAGGUCAUGGUUGGUUGAUGCAGGCAUGGUACAAGGUCGGAGUACUCCUUCGCCCGUUCAAGCUCCUUGGGGGCAUUCUGCUGUUCCUGCUUGCAUUUGUGACGUGGGUGUCUAUGCUCCUGACGGCCAUCGAUAAAGCGACAAACUCAAUUUGCAAGCACCGCUGUGGAUACAUACUCGGGCACGUCAAUGUCUUUAAUCCGGUCAACUGGGCUCUCGUUCAAUCUGCCAAAGUCUUUCCCGUCGACUAUGCCAUCUUUACGGUGCUUGUCUUACUGAUGUUCUCCAGCUCGGUUGUUGGUAUUGCCACGGUGGGGAUUCGCUUUCUUUGGAUUAGGAUCUUCCAAAUCCGAAAAGGCCAUACUUCACCCCAGGCUUUGCUCUUGGCAACCUCGAUGUUAAUGCUGAUUAUCUUGGCAUUGAAUUACUCCGUGUCCAUGCUGGUUGCUCCGCAAUAUGCGACAUUUGGCCCGCAAACCUUCUGUGAUCGCGCAACGACGUCUCCACUGGAACAGCCGGAUUGCUCUGACAGCAGAGAACUCAUUAAGCCGUGCUCUGAGCUAGCUGAAAAUCCCGCCGCACAACAAGUGUGCACCCCUAGCGUUGUCAGCACCUUUCUUAAUCGCGUCACUUUCAACUAUCCCUUCUUCGGCAUUGUGUUUUUCUGGGCCCAGUUCUUCUUCCUUGGAAUCUACCUGAUCAUCUUUGUUGCCUCGCUGUUUCGCUCACCAAGAUUGGAUGAGAGGCAACUCGACGAAGAUGCCGAAGAAGCUGAAGAAGAAGGCUUGCUGGCUAAUACAGGUAGACGAUUCAAUGCAACUUGGCAGGAUAUCACGGGCCGUGCUGGCCAGGGUGGUCGUCAAGACGAUCGUUCUUCUGAAUGA
Penicillium atrosanguineum is the source of this 1755-nucleotide messenger RNA. RefSeq lists its product as uncharacterized. Gene Ontology annotation, cellular component: vacuolar membrane. The record is from RefSeq and is a predicted model, not a curated record. Gene Ontology annotation, biological process: protein localization to vacuole. The transcript is spliced from 3 exons. Bases 1 to 1755 code for a protein of 584 amino acids. Lineage: Eukaryota; Fungi; Ascomycota; Eurotiomycetes; Eurotiales; Aspergillaceae.